GGGCAGGUUCAGGGCAGUGUUCUAAGUUACAUCUAAAGAAGCCAAGAGUGGAAUUUGAUUUUUCCCAGAUCUUGUUAAUGUGAGAGGUCCAAUGGAUGGUCUGGCUGAGUCUGAGUUUAUUUAAAAAGAGGGGACAGUUCCUGCAACACAUAAAAAUGAAAAUUUCUCAUGAAAACUUGAUACACAAUCAGUCCCCAGAGUACAGGAAGGCCCUUCAGGAACUCAUCAAGUUUGAACUACAAGCAUUGGUUGAGCGUUUGUCGGCCACUGGAGAGGAGGCCCUUGUGUUAACAGCCAGUGUACAAGAUGGUUCAUCCACACAGUUUGGAUCGCACAGAGCAGAGUGCUUUCUGAGUAAACGCAGCUGUCUUGAACAGGAGUUCCUAAAUUUUUGUUCAGGGUUUUUAGAUGAAGUGGCAGCCAGUUCUGCUGAUGAACUGUGUCACUAUGGCGAUGAAUUGGAGGAAGAUGAAGCAAAAGAAGAACUGAACAGUUGCCCGUCAGAUGUUCCUAUACAGUUUUCCCCAUUGAGAACAAGGGAAAGAACAAACUCAUUGAGAAUCUCUUUCUCCGAAAACGAUGCUCAAGAGAACCUGGAUGAAGCCUCUCAGAAUUCAGACAUUUUUGCGACUGAGCGCAACAACUGUGCUUCUUCAGUGGCCAGUUUCCAUGAUGCAAGUGAAAAAGAUCCUAAGGACCAGUCUGGAGUGAAGAAGAAUCUGCAGUGUAGAGUAUGCUGUCGAAAUUUCCGGUCCUACAAAACUCUGGAGCAGCACACAAGGCUCCAUAUGGCAAAGUCUUACAAGUGCAGCUUCUGUGGCAAGAUUUUCUCCAUGAAAAAGAGUUACCUGAAGCAUGUUAAGAACCACAAACACCAAAGCUCAGACAAAAUAUUUGAAUGCAGAGUUUGCAAUCAGUCCUUUACAGACCUAAUGUCUUGGAAGAGACACAAAGAGUGUCACUGUGAGGUGCAAAAAUUCUCCUGUAACCUGUGUGGGAAAUCUUUUAAUGAGAAGUAUUCUUUGAGAGUUCAUCAAACCAGUCACUUCUUUUCAACACAGAAGCUAGACAAGAACUCUGAUACGACGGCUGGACAGUCAUGUAACACGUGCGGCAAACUGUCAAAAACAAAAGCAGCCAUGAGAAAUCACAUGCUUUCACACUCGGUGAAGAAAUUUUCCUGUGAAUAUUGUAAUAAACGUUUCAGUGUUCGGUACAGUUAUAUACGCCACAGGAGGAUUCAUACUGGGGAGAGACCUUACAAGUGUGUGGCCUGCACUCGUAGCUUCUCUGAUGGCAGUGCUUGGAGCAAGCACAUCAAAACACACACGGGAAUCAAACCGUAUUCAUGUGACCUCUGCUCCAAAUCAUUCUAUUACAAAGCUAACUGUAAAACUCACAUGAAGAAAGUUCAUAAUAUUCAGGGUAAGAAAGUUGUUACUGCCAUGACUGCCGCAGUUGCAAAGACAGAGAAAGACAAAAAACCUGAAUACAGUUUGUUAGUGAGUGGUAUUGAAAAUGAGUAUCAUGCUGCAAAAGAGUUUGAUGCUCCAUUGAAUUUUGCAAUUCCAACCGCUGAAGAUGAGAUAUUUGGGGGACAGUUGAAUCUUCAACUGGAUGAAAGUGACAAGGAAUCAGAGGUCUCUAACUUGCUUGGCUCUGCAUUUGGACAAGACAUCAUGUCAAGUACUGAAAAAGAUGAUUUCACAAACAUGGGUGAAAGUCAUGACAACAACUUUACAUCUACCUCUAUCAUGGAAAGUCUUGUCUUAGAUGAAAAGUUUCAGACUGAAUUCGUGGAAAGAAACCUUCCUGAUAGGGCCAUUGAAUCAGAUCAUGAUUUUAUUUCCGCUGAAUUUCCAGAGGAAUCAGAAAUUUUAGUAAAUGAAAUGGAAUCUAACAUUCAGGAACAAAAAGAUUUGAAGACAAACUCAAGAGACCAGGUAGUUGUUCUUCCUUCAAGUCUAAAAACGCAGAAAAAGACAUGGGCUGCCAGAAAAACAUUUAAUGGUAAACCACUUCCUGAAUCACCAGCCAAAUGUAAAAUUUGCCACAAAAAGUUUAAGCAAGAAUCUGUUUUGAAGCAACAUUUACAGUUCCACUGCAUGUUGAAAUUAUACAAGUGUCGUUACUGUGGGAAGCAGCUAUCCACAAAGAACAGUCUUAUCCGUCACGAGCGCAUCCAUGUGGGGGAUCGACCUUGGCAGUGUAGCAUGUGCAACAAGACGUUUGCUGACAACUAUGGCUGCAUUAGACACAUCAAUACCCAUUUCAAGAAAGAUGAUAAAUCCUCUGUGAAAACAUCUCAAGAUAUAUAUACCAGUAACUUUUCUGAUUAUACAGCAACUGCACUAGACAAUUCACUAGAAAUGGCAACCUCCAUGCCACCUUUUGUGGCUGCAAAUGAUAUCUCAGCUGACUUGUCUGCGGGGAAUAUGGAUAGUGCUGCCAGUAUCAGCAUUAAUGGUACUUCUAGUUCUGAAGUUAGUGAUCCUAGUGCAUGUAUUUUGCCAGUUAUUGACAGUCAGUCAGCCGUUAUCAGUGAUUCUUGGAGUACCUGUCUGUCAGGUCCUGCCUCUAGUCUGCCAUAUCAGCAGAGCAACGAGGAAGAGGAACAAGCAUUUCUUCAGCACACAAAUACAAUCCACAAUGGAAAACCAGUCAAUGAGGGUCAGUCGGACAGCAGGUUACACACAGAAACUGAAGAAUGUAAACCAGCAGUUGCAAAGGAGAAAAAGUACCUGUACAAAUGUGCUAAAUGUUGUUCAUUCUUUCAUACUGAAUUAUUGUGCAUUGAUCACAUUAAACAAUCAUGCGGUAAAAUUUGCCUGAAUCUUCUCACAGUGGAUAAGCCUCAACAAGAUAACCUUGCUGGUCAAUCAGUGGUAAACAGUUCUUCUACAUCUAGUGAGUCCGAGACCUAUCUUAGCCAUAUACAGUGUUCCAUCUGUUAUUCUAUUUUCAAGGACAAAGCAUCAUGUCAGUUGCACAUCUCGAACGGUUGUCGAGACCCAGACAAAAAACCCAUGACCACACAAGUAGAGUCAACUGUUCAACCUCUGCAAACACAAGCUCAGUUUCUCCAAGCAGAAACGCAUAGUUUCAUUUCUGGGAAAAACCAAGCCAAACUUUUAUUGACAUCCACUUCAACACCAUCAUCUAUUUUUUCCGUCAUUGCUGACAAAGAUGUUGGUUCAAAUACAAUCAUUGCAGUCUCCCGACAGAAUACAGGAAGCAGCAACAUGGCCUUCAUUCCAUAUCCGGGUACUCAUAUUUCCACUCAGAAUCUGUCAGGCAUUCAUACAGCUGCAACAGUAAGCAAGGACUCUCAGUUUACAACUCUGAUACAAAAACCAGCCACUCCUGUAGGUUUACUGACUACUCAGACUCUGAUCCCACAGGGGUUAGGCACACUUACCUGUAAUCAGCUCCCUGGCAAGUCUGACAAGAAGAAAAAUAGUGGCGAUGAGAGUGAGAGGACCUGUCCCCUGUGCCACAAAGUGUUCACCAACAAACACAUCCUGAAACAGCACACAUUGAUCCACAUGGAUCGCAAGUUUGGCUGUAAGUACUGCAUGAAGAAGUUCCACAACAAGUACGGCCGGGACAGGCAUGAGAGGAUCCAUACAGGGGAGAUGCCCUUCUCAUGUCCAAGCUGUAAGAAAGCCUUCCGCGAUAACAGCACUUUCAGAAAACACACACGCUUGUGCUGCCCUGAUAAAUAAAUUGCCAGCUGUCUGAAUGGAAAUCUAUACAAAGGAAGAAAAUGCAAAUUGAUUACAAUGUCAGUGGUUGAGCACAAAAUUUAAUUGAGCCUUAAUCUGGGAAAAUGGGGCUUAACCAAUGUGCGUAAAGUGCCAUCCUAGAUAAGCUUGUGCAGUCAGCACAAACUUAUCAGGGACAUUACUUUCUGCUUAACAUGGAUUGUUUGAAGAGAAUGUUCCAUUUAACAAAAUUACAAUAGAGCGGAAAAAGACGUAUCUGAUAAGCUUGUGCGGACUGCACAGUUUAAUCUGGUAAGACACUACACAAAUGCAUAAACCUCUUCUUUCUAGAACGGGGCUCAAUUGUAUCUGAUAAAGGAAUUAUAGUAGAUUCAACAGCUCCUAACUUAACCCUUUUAUUGCUUUUAAAUGAACCUAUUCAGCAUAGCUAUUGUUGUUUGUUUGUGCCUAUGAAAGACAAAACAUGUAUUUAUUUGUAAGAGCUCAGAGUAGCCAUGUAAUAUUUACAUUACUUAGAUCUUGUUUAGAGCCUAGUUAAGAUUUUUAUGCCUCCAGAUCGAUAGAUCGGGGGUAUAUUGUUUUUGUCCUGUCUGUCAUUCUGUCCCAAAACUUUAACUUUGGUUAAAGUUUGAUAACUUUUGCAAUAUUGAACAUACCAACUUGAUAUUUACCAUGCAUGUGUAUCUCAUGUAGCUGCUCAUUUUGAUUAGUGAAAAGUCAAGGUCAUCUUUCAAGGUCAAAGGUCAAAUAUCAUUGUAUUUUUCUUUCCUAAAACUUCAACCUUCGUUAAAGUUUUAUCAUUACUUUUUUAAUAUUGAACACAGCAACUUCAUAUUUGGCCUGCAUGUGUAUCUCGUGCAGCUGCACAUUUUGAGUGGUGAAAGGUCAAGGUCAUCCUUCAAGGUCAAAAUUUAAAAAAAUUGUAAUUUUCAUUUCUCCAUUCAAUCUCUUACUUACUUUCGUGCAGCUGCACAUUUUUAGUGGUGAAAGUUCAAGGUCAACCUUCAAGGUCAAAGGUCAAAUAUCAUUGUAUUUUUCUUUCCUAUAACUUUAACUUUCGUUUAAGUUUUAUCAUAACUUUUUAUGCCCCUGGAUCGAAUGAUCGGGGGUAUAUUGUUUUUGGCCUGUCUGUCUGUCAUUCUGUCCCAAAACUUUAACCUUGGUUUAAGUUUUGCGAUAUCUUUCGAAAUAUUGAACAUAGCAACUUGAUAUAUCUCAUGGAGCUGCACAUUUUGAGUGGUGAAAGGUCAAGGUCAUCCUUCAAGGUCAAAGGUAAAAAAAAAACAAAGCAGCACAAUAGGGGGCAUUGUGUUUCUGACAAACACAUCUCUUGUUGAUCCUUUAUUUUUUUGUUGAUAGUUACUUUUGGUUCUAAAAUAAUGAUUUUCCAUGAUAUUUAUACAUUUAUUGUGAAAGAAUAUCUUGCAAACUUAAAAUAGUGGGAAAGUUGUCAUCCAGGUUAUUACACAUUAUGUUGUAUAAUGCUAUAAGUAUACAGGUUUGACAAAUUAGUGCAGUUACAUGGACUUUUUUGCUUGCAGCGACAGUGACUACAAAAUUAGACUUACAAUUUGAUGGAUGCUUGAUUUGUAAUGAAUUUAAAGUUAGCGUUGAAUAAAUGGUAGUUGAUAGAGUGAGGUUUAUUUAUACUGAACCAAAAAGAACAAAUUUCAUUGUUAGGCAUAAGUUAUAUUUUAUCAUCACUUGCCUCUAUCCCAGGUCUCAAAUUCAUUAAAAAUGUUCACAUCACUGUGUGUAUUUGCUAUGCUGUACACUGGAAGUAGCUUGCAGCUAUUUGUAUCUCACAGGAGGUUACCGGUAUUAAGCCCACGCAGGCUUAAAACAGCAUGCAGAAACAACCAGAUUAUUCCUAGUUUUGAUAAAAGACAGUUAUAAUUAUAUUAUUGUCAUUUUUAAUGAACAAUAAUUUUAAUUAUGUAUUGUAAUGAUUACAUAUGUAAGUUUUUAUUUGUGAAACAACAUUUCAUAUUUUCUUGAGUGUAGUAUAAUGAAGAGAAUGUGGAAUAGUUGUAUCUUUGUGCUUUUCUGUGUUGUGACUUUAUUUUGAAAAUAUUUGUUUCUAUGUGAACCAAUUAAUGCAUGCAUGCUAUAAAAGUUGAUACAACAGUUUAAGGAGUGAAGUUGUUAUGCCUACUAUGAUAUAUACUUUUUUUCAGAUAUGCAAGAUCAUGGAUACAUAAUUUUGUUGGUGAAAGUAAUUGUUAGUACAAAAAGAAAUACAUGCACUUUCAUUACUGUUUCUUGUUGAGGAGUUAUAAAUGAAACCCACAUCAUGAAAUAAGUAAAUCACUUCUUUGUAUAAAACUGAAUUUAAUUUCAAUUGUAGAAAAUAUGAAAAUAUAGUUCUUUUAUUUUUUAAAUCAAUGAAAGUUUAACUUAUUCAUUACAUUUAUUGGGUCUCCAGUUCUUAAGAAGUUUGUUGAUAUGUUCAUGUCACUGGUGUUGGUCAUAUUUCAAGGAAUAAUUUGCAACAGUUUUAAAUCAAACUUGAUACAAGUUUGUACAAGUAUUUUAAUUACGAACAUUUGGAAAAAUCAUCAUUUCCGUUAAAGACAUAUUUUCAUGUGCAAGGAAGAUUUAUUUAUUUGAUAAAUCAACAUGUUUUGAAAUAGAGCCAAGAAAAGUUUUAAUUUUUGUCACUUUGGUUGUAUCUAUGUAAACCUAUAAGAUUUUUUUUUAUACAAUACCGGUAACUUGUUAAUGAUAUUUGAAUAAAUGUUAUACAUCUCAUUGACUGUUGUAAGUCAUGGUUAUUUUGAAUUAUUGUUUAUUAUUUGUUAUUGUAUCAUGCUUUAAGUAAUGGAUAUGGUUUUAAGCGGUUUAUUGUACUAUCUGGGUUUUCUUAAUGUAUGGUGCUGUAUUGGUUCACUUGAUAUUUUCUUUACAUUUUAAAUUGGUAUGAGCUACCUGCAAAUUUAUAUAUGAUGGGUGUUUUGUUGUAGUUUUUCUUUAUUAAAUUAAUGCAUUGAAGAAUAAAAAAACUCAUCCUGUUAACCUG
Messenger RNA from Dreissena polymorpha, 6744 nucleotides. RefSeq names its product zinc finger protein 252-like. Bases 96 to 3725 code for a protein of 1209 amino acids. Gene Ontology annotation, molecular function: DNA-binding transcription factor activity, RNA polymerase II-specific; RNA polymerase II cis-regulatory region sequence-specific DNA binding. The record is from RefSeq and is a predicted model, not a curated record. Gene Ontology annotation, cellular component: nucleus. Gene Ontology annotation, biological process: regulation of transcription by RNA polymerase II. Lineage: Eukaryota; Metazoa; Mollusca; Bivalvia; Myida; Dreissenidae. The transcript is spliced from 5 exons.